Cricetulus griseus (Chinese hamster) is the source of this 2245-nucleotide messenger RNA. NCBI's taxonomy places the organism in Eukaryota, Metazoa, Chordata, Mammalia, Rodentia, Cricetidae. The record is from RefSeq and is a predicted model, not a curated record.
GUGUUACUUGCAGGUGAAAGCCCAGCCUCUGCGGUUCUUAAUGCCUCAGCAGGAUUAUUUUCACUAAAGAUGGAAACACUGGAGUCUGAAUUGACCUGUCCAAUCUGCCUCGAGUUGUUUGAAGACCCCCUUCUGCUCCCUUGUGCUCAUAGCCUGUGUUUCAGCUGUGCCCAUCGCAUCUUGGUCUCAAGCUGCAGCUCUGGUGAAUCCAUUGAACCCAUUACUGCUUUUCAGUGUCCUACAUGCAGGUAUGUUAUCUCGCUGAAUCACCGGGGCCUGGAUGGCCUCAAGAGGAAUGUGACCCUGCAGAACAUUAUUGAUCGAUUUCAAAAGGCUUCAGUCAGUGGGCCCAAUUCUCCAAUUGAGAGCCGUCGGGAGAGGACUUACAGGCCAAGCUCCGCCAUGUCUAGUGAGCGAAUUGCUUGCCAAUUCUGUGAGCAGGACCCUCCAAGAGAUGCUGUGAAGACAUGUAUCACCUGUGAGGUCUCCUACUGUGACCGUUGCCUCCGGGCCACACAUCCCAAUAAGAAACCUUUCACCAGCCAUCGCCUGGUGGAACCAGUUUCAGAUACACAUCUUCGAGGGAUUACCUGCCUGGACCAUGAGAAUGAGAAAGUGAACAUGUACUGUGUAUCUGAUGACCAAUUGAUCUGUGCCUUAUGCAAACUGGUGGGUCGUCACCGAGACCAUCAGGUCGCUUCCCUGAAUGAUCGAUUUGAGAAACUAAAGCAAACUCUGGAGAUGAACCUCACCAACCUGGUUAAACGCAACAGCGAACUAGAAAAUCAAAUGGCCAAACUAAUACAGAUCUGCCAGCAAGUUGAGGUGAAUACUGCUAUGCAUGAGGCAAAACUUAUGGAAGAAUGUGACGAGCUGGUAGAGAUCAUCCAGCAGAGGAAGCAAAUGAUUGCUGUCAAAAUCAAAGAGACAAAGGUUAUGAAACUGAGAAAAUUGGCACAGCAGGUUGCUAAUUGCCGCCAGUGUCUUGAACGGUCAACAGUCCUCAUCAACCAAGCUGAGCACAUCCUGAAAGAAAAUGACCAAGCCCGGUUUCUUCAUUCUGCAAGAAAUAUCGCUGAGAGGGUCGCUAUGGCAACUGCAUCUUCUCAAGUUCUGAUUCCAGACAUCAAUUUUAAUGAUGCCUUUGAAAACUUUGCUUUAGAUUUUUCUAGAGAAAAGAAACUAUUGGAGGGGCUAGACUAUUUAACAGCCCCAAACCCACCAUCUAUCCGAGAAGAACUCUGUACUGCCUCCCAUGACACGAUUACAGUGCACUGGAUCUCGGACGAUGAGUUCAGCAUCAGCUCCUAUGAGCUUCAGUACACCAUAUUCACUGGCCAGGCUAACUUCAUCAGUAAGUCAUGGUGUAGUUGGGGCCUGUGGCCAGAGAUAAGGAAAUGUAAGGAAGCAGUAAGCUGCUCAAGAUUGGCCGGUGCGCCACGAGGCCUGUACAAUUCAGUGGAUAGCUGGAUGAUUGUGCCCAACAUUAAACAGAACCAUUACACAGUGCAUGGACUCCAGAGUGGGACACGCUACAUCUUUAUUGUGAAAGCCAUAAAUCAAGCGGGCAGCCGGAACAGUGAACCCACCAGGCUAAAAACAAACAGCCAACCCUUUAAACUAGAUCCCAAAAUGACUCACAAGAAGUUGAAGAUCUCCAAUGAUGGAUUGCAGAUGGAGAAGGAUGAAAGCUCUCUGAAGAAAAGCCAUACCCCAGAGAGAUUUAGUGGCACUGGGUGUUAUGGGGCAGCAGGAAAUAUAUUCAUUGACAGUGGCUGCCACUACUGGGAGGUAGUCAUGGGUUCUUCAACAUGGUAUGCAAUUGGUAUCGCCUACAAAUCAGCUCCAAAGAAUGAGUGGAUUGGCAAGAAUGCCUCUUCCUGGGUCUUCUCCCGAUGCAACAGUAACUUCGUGGUGAGACAUAACAACAAGGAAAUGCUUGUGGAUGUGCCCCCACAGCUGAAGCGUCUAGGUGUCCUCUUGGAUUAUGACAACAACAUGCUGUCUUUCUAUGACCCAGCUAACUCGCUCCAUCUCCACACUUUUGAUGUGACCUUCAUUCUUCCAGUUUGUCCAACAUUCACAAUCUGGAACAAAUCCCUCAUGAUCAUGUCUGGCUUGCCUGCCCCAGAUUUUAUUGAUUACCCUGAGCAGCAGGAAUGCAACUGCAGGCCUAAAGAAUCCCCCUAUGUGUCUGGGAUGAAAGCUUGCCAUUAAAUGGCAAGAGAGCAUGUAAUUUCAGCAU